Messenger RNA from Triplophysa dalaica, 799 nucleotides. It is a transcript of the gene uts2d, whose product is annotated as urotensin 2 domain containing. Gene Ontology annotation, cellular component: extracellular region. Gene Ontology annotation, biological process: regulation of blood pressure; blood vessel diameter maintenance. The record is from RefSeq and is a predicted model, not a curated record. The transcript is spliced from 5 exons. Gene Ontology annotation, molecular function: hormone activity. Lineage: Eukaryota; Metazoa; Chordata; Actinopteri; Cypriniformes; Nemacheilidae.
UGAAUCACCCAUGUGCAGAUAUCAAUUCCCAUAUUGGGUCUUUAUUAUUCCCAACAUGUUUUUAUUUCACCUGCAUCACACACGUCAACAGACUUUUAGGCAAAUUAAAGGAAGAAUGCCAGGAACACUCUGCCAUCCUCACAGACUAAUGAUACCUGCAGUAGUAUUAGUGAUUUACUCUUGUUCCAACGCGGCCAAUCUUGUAACAGUGUGAUUGAUGUGUGGACAUUGGCCCUGAAGAUGCUCCAGACCAUCAGUCGAACCUGUCAUGGCCCUUUUCAGAUAUGGCUCACUGACAGCACGACCAACGGCAUACUUUGAUUUAUAGCGAUGACACAUCUUUCCGUCUCCACACCUGAUUAAAAGUGUCCCUUCUCAUGGACCUUCAGCAGUUUGCUGUUUGGUUAGCUAGGAGCGAAUAGUUCACGAACAAUUCAUCUGUGCCAUGGACGUAGUACCUUCAGGAAGUUUCUUGCCACGAUUUCUUGCUUUAAUUCUUCUGAUCAGUGCACUCCAUAUUCAGACAGGAAGUCUUGGAAGUCCAGUCAACCAGAUUUACCGUUCAAAGGAUGAUUCAGAUAUCCAGAACCAGAUUGUGGCAUUUCUGUUGCGGAAAAAUGUUCUGCCCGCCAGAGAAGAGGGUGUAAUAGGACUGGAGAUGGCCAGCAAAAUCGCAGAGCUACAGAAGGUAAAGUAAGAGCUUAAUCUAGAAAGGCAGCUGGUGUCUAAUGCAAUAGAAAAAGAGAGAACGAUACCCAAGAAAAGAAAUGACGCCUGCUUCUGGAAAUACUGCAUUUGA